This is a messenger RNA of Varroa destructor (honeybee mite), 9974 nucleotides long. RefSeq names its product zinc finger protein Noc-like. The record is from RefSeq and is a predicted model, not a curated record. Gene Ontology annotation, cellular component: nucleus. Gene Ontology annotation, biological process: negative regulation of DNA-templated transcription. Lineage: Eukaryota; Metazoa; Arthropoda; Arachnida; Mesostigmata; Varroidae.
GAUAGCACAUCGUGGUGAGACCUCCGACUGAACGGUGGUCGUCAAUAUUCCCACGGGCAAACGUUGCAUAACAAGCGCCUAACGGAAAAAAAGCAAGAAUCAAGUGAACGGCAAGUUCUUAUUGAACCCUGUACGCGAAAGGAUAUAGUCUUGUGUGAUAGUAAACGAAAGACAUCUUGAAGUUUGUUAUUCCGCUUCGUGGGAAACAAAGCAUGGCUUACUUCUUUGUGCAUCUACCGUAGGAGAAAACACGAGAACAAGCCAGAUCUGUGCGACGCUGAGCAAAGCUGCAUUUGCUCAAUAACACUGACGGGAAAUAACAAAAGAAAAAAAAAAAAACUGUAUAAUUAAGAUCAUAUUACACUGGAUCUCUUACCGGUAUACCCUGUACAAUUGCGGAUUUUUAGCAGAAUCGUGUUGUUGACAUCGAACGCGUUGAGGUCAUCAUCCAGACGAGUACGCUUUCGUUGAACGGAGUUUGUGUGUGCAAAAGAUAUCGUCCUCGAAAUAUGGGAUUAUAGCGAUCAACAGCGUGAUGGUACGUUUUUACCCUGCCAUAAGGUGUCAGCUGUCAUCGCUAAAAUCGCCAGCUAACGUCGUGUACCAGUGCCUCAUAGGGAUAAUUCAGUCAGAAAAGCGUUUAUAACUACAGCAGAGCUUCUAGAAAACGGAGAGAAAUUGUGUAAUCUUUGUGGCUCUUGUGUGUGACUUAUGUGUGCCAUCGUGCUAUAGUCCACGAUCUGUUCCUGUACAACCGCUUGGAUACAUUACCCUGUAACACACAGGAAGGACAACACUUUGUUCAACUGGAUUUUCGUGCUUCGGUUGACUAAGUGACCUUCAACUUUAGGUGGUCGAUGUCGACCCAGUCAACAUCACCGGUGUUCGGUACUAGUAACAAUAAUAACAAUAUUAUUACGGAGACGAAGGUCGAAGCCAAUCGUAGAGGCACACACAGUAGCACGAUGCUCACACCAAACCCGAACCAGUAUCUCAGGCCAGAGUAUCUGUCGCCUUUGCCAACCACGCUGGACGCGAAAAAGAGCCCCCUCGCGUUGCUAGCACAGACAUGCAGUAAUAUCGGAAUGGACAGUCCUAACCACAAGCCGAUGCUCAGUGUCAACAGCGAGACUAAAAGCAAGAAAUCAACAGCGGAUGACCGAAAGAAGUCAGAUCUAUCAUCGGGCAGCCUGAGUGGUCUGGGCUCAUUAUCGACGAGCACCGGCAGCUCAAACAGCUCAAGCAACGACAGCGAGAAAAGUCAGCCUGCCUUUAAGCCGUACGAUCUGAACCUGAAGAAAAGUCCGACGCCACCGCGGUCCGAAUUGAAGGACGAAGAUCGCCGAAGCCGAAGUAGUCCGUUGAGCCAACGUUCACCAAGAACCUCGCCCGCUGUGUCGGAGAAAAGCGAUAAGGGAGGCAAGUCAACCCCUAAAGGAGGCGCUUCCUCCCCAGCGGCAUCGAUUACAUCUGCAGCAAGCGUCACCUCGUCGAGCACUACUACGCUUUCGGGACUUGGCUACCCCGGCCUUGAGCAUCUAUCCCGUGGUGCGGACCCCAAGGAAAGUCUUGCCGCUCUCCACCUUGCAUACAAGAAUCUAGCAGCUGCCGCUGGCCAUCCAAUGGCCGGUGCGCCUUCUCCACUUGCUGCUGGACACCACCCGUUAGACCUCAAGGGACUACCGAGCCCGUACGCCCCCGUUUUGUCGUCGUAUGCCGGUUACGCGCGCGUAAAGACGCCUUCAGGUGGCGUCAGCCUCGUACCCGUUUGCCGCGAUCCGUUAUGUUCCAGCUGCCAGCUGUCAAUGCAGUCUGCACAGCUAGCUCCAUGCCCCUCUGGCUGUACGUCAUGCACCCAUGAACGUGUCGUUCCACCCGCGAUUCCUUUUCUGCCCGGUCUUCACGGGUCUUCCGCAUUGUUCCCGACAUAUCCCACCCAUCCGCUUGCCGGACGCACGCCCAACGUUUGCAGCUGGAUGGUCGGCGACUCGUAUUGCGGUAAGCGAUUCAGCUCAUCGGAAGAACUUCUAGCCCAUCUGCGUACGCAUACGACAUUGCCAGGUGGCGACCUGCCCCAUCCUUUGUUGACGCCUCCAGGGCUUUCACCAUUCGGCGGCUCAACAACCUCACCGCCGCUGGCAGCACCCCUCACCCCCCUAGCACCCCUUCCUCCCCCACCAACAUCCUCGGCCUCACUUCGUCGUUCGUAUCCAUCUCCAUCGCUGAGCCCCAUAGGAUCGUCAACGUCAUCAGCUGCGGCCCGUUUCCAUCCUUACUCGAGUCCACCGACGUCGAAAAGCUCGUCAAGCUCCAGCUCGUCAACGCACACGACCGGGUCGUCUUUAUCUACCAGUUCAUCUUCAGCUUCGUCGACCAGCUCGACGACAACCAACACGCCGCCGACGUUAACGCCGCCACUUCCGGCCGGCUUCCCUGGAGCGCCCUUUCCACCUCUACCUCACCCAAGCGCCGCGGCCCUAUCCAUGUUCAGCAUGUACAAUCCGUAUGCGAUGUACGGGCAGAGAUUGGGUCCACCAGUGCACCCAUAGGUAACGCCGUCCGCUCCUGGUUCUGGUGGUGCAGAUGGCUCAGUUCUCCCCUCGAUACUGGACGCACCACCGCGUCAGCUCGUCAGGCUUAAGGCCAGACGGUCUACGCCCUCAAAAAACCAAAGCUUGUGAUUUCAACUUAACAGAAGGUGAAAACAAUGAUGGUUCAACGAACGAAACAAACAGAAACAGACGACAGGAUACAGGGAAGCUACACACAUAUGCACAGACAGAAGGUACCGAUAGAAGUCUCAUAGCGACGGGUUCGACAAUGCAUAUAGUCGAUUUAGUCAAUAGAAAAGUAAAAAGAUGAAGAACAACAAGCUAAAGUUUAAAAAAGCGUCUGCAUAAAUUUGCGGUGGCGGGACCGUCGAAAAGCUAGAUGAUCGCGCCGGAAAGGAGCGGAGUGGUAGAAGAACCUUCAGUAACGAUGAGAUAACGAAAGACCAAAUUUGCUCAUAUAAAUAAGAAGGCCAAAGGAAUAACUGAAAAGGCGGUAACGGGUCCGUGGACAGCUCCAAAUAAUACGUGAACAACAGUGGCUAACACUAAACCCGGAAUUAAACUUUCUUAAGGGUGUAUUCCAUUUCAAGGCUCAACUGUAUCACUGCUGCAAAUAUCGUUGCGAAUGGCACCGUCAUCUGUCAGCCAUUUUAGCGGGCGUUUGUUUAGUGGUCGUCUAGAGAUUCUUCGCAGACGGCCGCGAUCGUCGGACAUACAUGUCACGGUCAUCAUAAACAUAGUGAGACGAAACGCAGCACUCCAACCAGUUGGUUUCUUUUCAUUGUUUUGAAGUGUUUGCAACAUCAGGCGGGGACAUUUAACUGACGUCUGUACUGUCUGUUUUCAUGCUUAUCUGACAACAACAGCAGCAGCAGCGACAACGACAACAACCAAUGCAGCAACGAUGAUGACGAAAACAGCUUCAAAGAAUAACAGUUGAUUUCUACGUUCAGAUCAGUUGCAACUAGAAUUGUGGCGGACGAACAAAUCAGACCAGACAUUAAACAUUGCCAACCAAGGGCAAUAUAUUUGGUAGCAACAUUAUGGCUUGCUACGACAAGAUCCCGACGUGUAGGACACUUGACCGAGGUGACAUAUAGGCAAGGUGAUUACCGAAGUAGCUUAUUAGCGCAGUCAGACGAAUCUACGUAGAUGGAAACUAGACUAACCUUGACAACGGUGACGACGACGACGACGAACAAAAUCAGCUAGAAUUAGACUUACUUCAAAGAAGGGCGUUCCGUUCCUGAAAUGAUGCCAAUGAAAUACAAAAAAUGGAAUUUGACAACAAAAUAUACUUGAUACACUACCAGUCUUAAAAUUUAGACAGACAAGGAGUGCGUCUACGCUAUUACAAUGCGAUAGGUACGAAGAAAAGCGACAAAAACGUAAAAAAACGAAGAGCGAAAGUAACUUUAGACAAGUCUCUGACGUGCGUCUGCCAUCCCUCAGACUGUUCGUCGCUGGCCGCUCAGCUCUGUUCGGCUCCGAGCUUCUUCGUUCUUUGUCAUCUCAGUCACUACCUCAUUACGUCAAUCCCCUUUUAGUCGCUCCUCAGCUCUCUCUCGCGCCUGUUCUUCUCCUGACUAUGACAGUUCCUCGAUUUGUCCUGAAAGAUGACACGCUGCUGCGCGUGUCGCUCACAUUCAUCACCCCUCAACGUUCGCCCAUUCGUUUACUUGGUCUUCUCGCAUAUGUCUGUCAUUUCUAUGAAGCAGUCGCGUAUCUGUUUUUGACAUCCUUCUCUAGCAUCUCCGAUCGCCCCGCAGCUUAGCCAUAAGACGACAGCCGCAAAUGGUAGAACCCACCGUUGUUGGCGGUUUCGACCGCACUGCCACUACGACCGCCGCCAGCGACUGUCAUCAUUCGACCCGGUGGCCGCGUGCGCGCACACGCAACGUCACCCUGUUUACAGCGUUGUUCAACGUUGCUUCAUGCAAGAUUCAGUGGGUAUCGAGUAAUUGUAGUAAUCGUUUUCAGUCCAUCACUCUGCGUUCAACUAGCAAACAAUCGAGCGGACGAAUAAUCAGCGGAACAAUGAUGGGGUGCCAAUAUGGACUAUGCAGCGGCUACAUUGGGUUGCUAGACAACGACACACGCCUUCCCGUUUUGCUGGUGUCAUUGCUGCUCCUAUAAAACUGUUAUAACACAGCGUUGGUUGUCCGUCCAAUACUCGUUAGUAUGUGCCAGCGUCACUGCCUGAACCUAAUCAACCUACAAAUAGCUCUCUCGUUACCGCUGUUGGCGAUGCGUAAGCAUAGGUUCUUAGCUUGCCGUUCAUCUUCUGUGAUGGAGCGACAAGAGAAGCAGAACAGAGCGGAACGGCGAGGUGAACCGGAGGCGGCUGCAACCCGCCGCUACUGGUGUUCAAUCUGUAGCUAGGUUCUGUAGCGUCAGGUUUAACCUUUUGCAACAUUAUGGUACCGUAACAUCAAGAAUGAUCCAAGGCACCGUGAUUAAAAGGAUGACAGCUAAUCUAACAAAAGCUUAUGCUGCUGCUGCUAUGAAUAGUUGCCUGCGUUACGGGUGAACAUGGCUCAGGGUACGUUGUGUUCUACCGUUGUUUGCCAUGUAUAUUCCAACCGAUCCAGUGACGCUUACUUGUCCUCGCCAGCCGUCUCAUGGCUUCUGCGUAUUUUGAGCCGUUACGGCAGCCGCGGCGGCGCUGAUCGCCACCGGCAGCAUUACCCGUCCGUCACCCACCCCAAUUUUGCCAUCCAGCAUUAUCGCUUUCUAUCACUACAGCCCAGCAUCGACAACGUUUAUAUCGACUUUUGACAACAAGAACACCUUUAAGAGGAACUGUUUUCACUGGCGACGCCGAUAACGCAGACAACACCGGAGUCUGUCAAUAUUUGCCGCGUUAUUUCUGGUUGCUGUUAUUGCUGCUGCUGCUGCUGCUGCUGCUGCUGCUACUGCCGUCGUCCGAUCAUCGAAUUCAACGGGACGAAAUGAAUUAUGAAAGUGACGCGAUUUUUUUAGCCAGCUUACAUUCUUUGUUGAUUGACGGUCUAUUGACUACUAACUGAAAUAACUCGCGUUUGGUCUGAUCACUCUUCCUCUCUCUCGCCCCCCUUUCUGAUCGUCUGUCUGAUGAUUCGUUCGUAUGUUAUCAGCUGUGAACGCUGGCGUGUCUGUUGCUGUUAACGCCGCUGACUUGCCUGGCCGUGCGUCAUCAUAUAUCUGCCCAUUCGUAGAUCUGGUCGAUCAGGCGUCAGACGACAAGCAGUUGAGUUGCAUGGCUAGAUGCCGGAAAGCCGGAGCGGAACGGUUGCUUCUGUCUGCUUGUCUAUUCAUUGACGUUAACGUUGGCAAUGACGAUGUCGAUGUCCGACAACACCUCUCGCCGUUCGACCAACGACUGAUAACUGACAACGCUUACCCUGCCAGCGGUAGCAGCAACCUACAACCGGUGCCGUCAAUUCCCCAGGCAGCGAAUCAAAUCUACCGAGUCAAUCGGAUAUGACAAAUAUUUUGCCGAUACCCACAAAGACAACGGAUGAGAAGAGAAGCAAGCGAAAGAAAACUGUUGGUAAAAAGAUGACGACGACGGCGGCGAUGCUGAUGUUUGUCAUGAUAAUGAUUAUCGUGGCGAUCCUGUUGGUGGUAUCUACGACGGUUGCGCUUGCCGCUUGAUGUUAUUCACUGUUGUGAGAUUGAUGGUGAUGAUGUUUCCAAUGGCGACACAGCCGUGUCGAUGACGAGCAAAUGAAGCAGUUCACGCUGCUGGCUACGACAAUGGCAAUAUGCCUAGUGCUCAACGUGUUUAUGUGCGUGUAACCAUGAUGGUCGUAACUCGAGAUAUGUAAUAUGACUGUAUAAGCUGACGCAGAACACCGAUACUAUCGACGCCGAUGUCUGCCUACCUGUCAAUCUGCAUGGCUAUCUGAAUGUCUGCCUCUGUUAGAGCAAUAUUCACGCGUAUAGUUUUAUGCCCUGAACUGGAACGCAAGAAGAAAUGACGGUCGGACAAACCGAAAGACCAACAGAUAGAAGAACAAACAACUAGCUAAACAGACAACCAGAAUGAUUCGGAAGUACGUAUACACAAUGCACAGUUAUAGCCAUGGGCAAUGAGGAGGAGACGCAAUGAACUGCUGUGCCCUGCUGAGAUACGAGAGGAUAUAUACACGCGCGCACACGUAGACAUAUUGAAAUGCGACCAACGACCAACGAUUUCGACUCUGACAAUGAUGACCCUGCGAUUCAGUAGAAGUUAUCGUUGAUUCGUGUGACGCCGUUUCCACUGGCUUAUGGCGUCGGAGCAAUUCGUGGUCGCCAGUGAUUCGUCACCACACACGGCACGAUACACACGCUGAACACAGACACAUACACAUAGAGAUACUCGAACACACAUACACACGCGAAGAGACACACACACAAACAGAUACACACACACACACGCGCCCUACAUCACAUACUCUAGACAGAUACGUACCAAUAGCAACAACAAUACAGUGACGUUUGCCUCAUCAGUUGGUUACGAAAAUCACUAUAUCAAGAUGAUGACGGUGGUGAUAAUUAUUAUUUUGGCGAUAUAUGUAGUUGACACAAUGAUCUACCUUAGAUGUAAUAUAUUUUAUAGAAACGACACGAAAAGUGCAACGUUCAAAUUUUUGCGCGGGUCGCGUAUCACGCACGUUUAACGCCGAAGAAUUUAAAGUUACACAAAAUUUUACUCGUGGUACCAAUAUGACACACAGUCACAGAAACGUAACGCCGAUAAACGACUGAAAGGAAAUUGUUUAAAGGCGAAAAUGUUCAAGUAUACAAGCCCUUUAUCGAUCUAGAGACGAUCGAUGUUUUGACGCAUCGACAAUGUCUGGUCUGCACUUUAAGCAAUAUGUCGAAUGCACAGAAAACGAUAUGAGAUAACUUUCUUUCGUCUCUUUUCUGUUCUUUAUUAUGUCCAUAAUAAAUAAAGCGACACAAAAGGCGACGACGCUGAGAUAGAUAACUAGACAAUAGUAGCCAUCAAUCUCGAGCAAAGAAGGAACAUAACGUCAUUUACAACAAAAACAAGCGGCACCAUUAUUACCAUGGCUUACACACACAGAAACAAACCAGUAACAUAAAAACCCACCAACGUCACUCCAAUUCGCGCUAACCGCAGCAAUAGCAGCGGCAAAAUUAGCUGGUGGCAGCUCGACGCCUACACUGCGCUCUUGUGGGCAUCGUGGUUCGUUACGUCAACACUAGACGCGAGUGCUCUUUUUUGCAUAGCCAGACCCGUGCCGGAUCAGUGUAGUGGCAGUAUUCGCUAUAUUAUUAUGGUUAUCUCAUAUAGUCGGCAUUUUGUCACAGUGACUGUAGCGGUGCUGCUAGUAUUGACGCGCUGAUGGCCAACGUGUUCUUGGCUGGCUGCUUGGUAACGCCUUAUGUGACACUCACUGAAUAAUAAAAGAGUAGAGACAAAUAAUAUAAGUGAACAGAGAUGCAUCGAGAUGACAGCUUAUGACAGACCAGGUCCAUUAUUUGACGCAACCAUGGCGCCGUCGCUGCGAUGGAACCCGGUCAACCUGCCUGGUUGUAGCGUUGCCUUCUUUGGUGGGGAUUCGACUGUCGUUUUCGUUUUGUUCGAUUGUUCAACCGUCAACGUUUAUCAGAGUUGUUCGGCAUGAUGGCUCGUCUCGUUCGAGCUGCUGGCAGCAGCUGUAAUUGUCCGCCAUUCGCCGACUGGCAAUCUCUGAUUUAAUCGGUUUGUCAAUCAGCAAACGCCAAACAGUCAAUCAUUCACUCAGUCCAGUUGUUUUUCGUGUGUGUGUCCCCCUACUGUUUUUCUGAAUCGUUGCUGCUCUUGCUUUUUCCAGCUUUUACCCUCCUGUCGUAGUUGUCUUCAGUUUAUCCUUGUUGUCGCGCUGAGUAGUAAAUCGCCUAACAAACAUCUGAUGCUCUCGAACGGUGGCGCACGUUGACAUGACACACAGGCCCCUAUGUCGUCCGCCAGAGGGAGCGCAGCCUGUCCUUUCUGACCAAAAGCCUUACCGUCCUCUUUUUUUUUUUUUUUUUUUUUUUUUUAAGCUUCAACUUGUGUUACGUUGCGCGAACUCUAGUUGAUAGUUGGAUUGUGCUUUUGGCUUAUAUCGUUAUUCUAAAUCCGAUUAGCAGUAGACGUCAACUGUGCAUUCCCUAGCAUUCAGUCACACUGUCAACACAUGGACAUACGAAGACAACCUCUGGGCGCAUACAGACAAAACAAGUAACAUCGCAGGUCACUGUACGAAUUAAAUGUCAUUUAUUUUCGUCAUCGACUAGGAUUAUUGCACAUAGAUUUAGGGCGCAGUGCCAGAUCGAGAGAUGUGGGAGAGUGGCUUGAGCGAUCUAAGAUGAUCUCGGAACAACAAAACGAAUUAUCUCCGAGUGAGAAAAGAGCUGAGGUAUCAUUCUGUAAUCUGAAGUGUAUAAAAGCCUAAGAAAUCACAGCGUACGAGACUCUUGCUGCUUAUAACACCUUGAGCAACCAAAAAAAAACGGGUUUAGGAAGGGCAAAGACAUCGCAGCGUUACUCCUGUUUGUAAGAAAGGGGCAGACGAUAAUUCAGAUGGAACUGUGUGUGCACAUCAUGGACACGAAACCGAUAGUGAAUAUUGAUAUUAAUAAUAAUAGUGACGAUUAUGUGUGAAGCGCCUAAUAAAUACUUGGAGCCUUUGGGAAAAAGUAAGCGCGCUUAAAAACGAAACUCUCGAAGAAUUGACAAGACGCGAAGAUGCAAUACAGAGUCAUUUUGUAAUAUAAAAUGUAUAGAACCUAUCACUCGUAUAACAGCACACAUUCACUCGCGCGAAUCGAUUGUGAGUUUAUGGGUGCGUGGAACGGAUGCAUGGCUAGCCGUUGUAUGGACUUACAAUCUAUUCGAUGUGGUAGAUUGCCCAUUGGCAGAAGAUCGGAGACACGGAGCAAUAUGACGGAACGGCUUAACUGAUAAAGCUCGUAUGGUCAUCGGAUUGCGAAAAGUCCGCAGCCGAAAAGAGAAGCGUUUCUUUCGCCGCUUUCCAUCUUUAUUUGACUAUUAGCCAAGCAGCCGUACAACGGUGCCGUGCAACGCUGACAACAACAACAACAACAAACACUUUCCAAGCAGCCGUUCGUCACCGACAUCGGAUUCUCGCUAAAACCAUUCCCUAUAUAUGCACCGCAAACGUGUACAAUGAGUCUAUUCUACUAUUGGAAAUUCACUACCCCUAGGCAAAGCAACAGAGAUUUUCGUAGAAAUACGGUAUAUGCGCAAGAAAUCUAUAGAGCUUUACUAGCAUGAUAAAUACUUGCUGGCGACGAAUCCGGUGCGCGCAGACAAAGGACAUGCGCCUGAGCUCAUGUAACAUACUAAAUUAUUUAUGCAACAACCCUCGGACAUGAGGGCUAGGAUUGAGAUAAGACUGGGGAUCGUGAGAUAUAUAACAACAACAACAACAACAACAAAAA